AAACAAAUUGGAGUAUUAAUUUAAAGUGCAGUAGUCAACCAUUUUGUACAAAUGGGUAAGAGUAAACUGUUGUGAACAUGUCUGAUAGUAUAGGAAGUGAAUAUCUAGGUAGAAAUAUGGUUGCUGGAGCUGUAGCUGGGGUUAUGGAGUUGGCUGUGAUGUACCCAAUAGACACUGUAAAGACGAGGAUGCAAAGCCUGUCAGGUACCACUUCGUACCGGAGUAUCGGAGAGGUGCUGCAACGGAUGGUCUCGCAGGAAGGGAUCCUCAGGCCAGUCCGAGGCAUGGGCGCUGUCGUCAUGGGGGCAGGACCGGCACAUGCACUCUACUUCUCAUGCUACGAGUACCUCAAGGAGAAUAUGACUCACCGUGGACUCAACAACCAUCUCGCAUAUGGAGUGGCAGGCUCUGUUGCGACAGUGUUACAUGAUGGGAUAAUGACACCAGCAGACGUGGUGAAACAAAGGAUCCAGAUGUACAACAGCCCUUACAAGAACCUGCUGGACUGUAUUAUCAGAGUGUAUAGGGCCGAAGGGUUACUAGCAUUUUACCGCUCGUACACGACACAAUUGGCCAUGAACUUACCUUUCCAGAGUUUCCAUUUUGUGAUGUACGAGCUGUGUCAGAACUUGUGGAACCCGGAGCGCACGUACAACCCUGCGGUACACAUGGCCAGUGGAGCCAUCGCAGGGGGAGUAGCGGCAGCCAUCACCACCCCUCUUGAUGUCUGCAAGACUCUGCUCAACACUCAGGAGGGCACUGUAAAAGUGUCAGGUCUGGUAAAUGCAAUCCAGGCAGUGUACAAGAUAGGAGGGCCUCUGGGAUACUUCCGGGGUAUGAGUGCUCGCGUUAUCUACCAGAUGCCUUCCACCGCCAUCUGCUGGUCGACGUAUGAGUUCUUCAAGUACAUGCUCACAACACCCGUUGCGGUAGACAGCAUUGGGGAAACACCGGAGGCAGAGAGUCCACCAAAGUCAAGGGGACCGGCACCUGUCUCUGAGUCCUGGCCUCGGGAACUGCCCGCCAUGUCAGGUGCCGGCAUGUACGGUACCCUGAGCUUCACCACCGUGCACACCACUGAGCGCUCCUUGGAUAUCACCCACAGUUAGACCGACGUCAUGUAAAGCUUGAUUGUAUACGAAUUUAUUUUGUAAAUAUUCUGUUAGUAUAAACAUUUGAAUUUAAA
Molecule: messenger RNA, 1186 nt
Organism: Homalodisca vitripennis (glassy-winged sharpshooter)
Lineage: Eukaryota; Metazoa; Arthropoda; Insecta; Hemiptera; Cicadellidae
Product: mitoferrin-1-like
Exons: 6
Coding region: 78-1109 (343 amino acids)
Biological process (GO): iron import into the mitochondrion
Cellular component (GO): mitochondrial membrane
Molecular function (GO): ferrous iron transmembrane transporter activity
Source: RefSeq, a predicted model, not a curated record